Messenger RNA from Brassica rapa (field mustard), 2795 nucleotides. Its product is annotated as dof zinc finger protein DOF5.3. NCBI's taxonomy places the organism in Eukaryota, Viridiplantae, Streptophyta, Magnoliopsida, Brassicales, Brassicaceae. The record is from RefSeq and is a predicted model, not a curated record. Gene Ontology annotation, biological process: regulation of DNA-templated transcription. Gene Ontology annotation, molecular function: DNA-binding transcription factor activity; DNA binding.
GGCCAACAAAAUAAAUCACUAGAGGGCAACCAUUUUUUAUUAAGAGUUUAGUCAUUCUCUCUUAACGUUUAAAAAUUGGUGCGAGUUAGUAGCUCAUUUUCUCUUCCCACGUUACAACGUUUAAAAAUCGUAUAUAUUGCACAGCACUAUAUACUAAUCUGAUGUAUAUGGUCCUUAGACCAAAUCUCGGUCUUCAUAGAAGUCUCUUUCCCGAAAACCGAUGUGUUUGAGUGAUUUGCUUUAAAUCUCCAUGGGAUAAUGCAAAUACAUCAUGAGCUGCACAUUCUCCGGCUAGUUCUUUGCUUUUUUACUUCAUAUAUAUUUAGAUCCACGUACAAAUCUAAGAAUAAUAUAUGUUACUAGAAGUAUUUUAUUCACAGUUAUUUAGGUUAGAUUUCGAAUAUAUCAACUAUAUAUAAUAAUAACCAUACGAAGUAUCUUAAUAUAUAAUUAUGGAAUAUGAUGAUAUAGCUAGUUGUCCCACUUUCAAAAAUCAUUGGUUGAGUUUCAUUAUUGAGUACUACGUACAUCUGAAUAUGAUUUGUUUGUUUUGUCGCAAAUACAGUAUGUUUCCGCUUGUUUCAAUUUUUUUUUAAAUAAAAAAUAAAUAUAUAGAAUGACUUCAGUAUAUGUAUUUAUGAUGAUAAGCAAAUAUAUAAUUUCAGCAUAGAUUUUUCUGUGUAUAAUCAUGGUUUGUUUUGCCAAAAAUUAAUAAGUAUAGUAUAUGAAUUUGUUAUUUAUGUGUAAAAUUCAUAUUUGUAUAUGAAUUUAUUAUUUAUGUGUAAAAUUCAUAUUUCUGUCAGAUUGAAUCAGAAUAAUACAAGGGAAACUAGAGUAUCUGCCCACUCCCUCUAGUACGAUAUGAAGGUGAUCACUUUGAAAAAGAUCGGUCCCAUAAGGAAGAAACAAGACAUAGCGAUGAGCAUGGGUCCCUGGUGGUGACAACUCAACGGACCAUUGAGACAUAAAAUAGAAAUUACAAUACAAAGAUGAUGAGUGUGCGUGGGAAUCCGACGUAGAACAUCAUCUUUCAUCGAUCAUCGUACGGUCAUUGUUCAUCUUAAAUCAAAUAGUAGGAUCGAUUUCACAUUAUUGAUAACGAUUGCAACUCAUCAUCAUCAUAUAUAUUUGACCGCUAAAAUAAUUUGACCAAUCCACUAUCGUGGAGUAACUUAACGAGAACUCAAAACACAAGUUGAAGAGAUAAUUAAAAAGCGUAAGAAUUUAUUAUUGACUUUCCUCAAAUUAAUUUUCAAUUUAUCAUCUCUUGUUACACUGUAUAAUUGUAUAAAAAUAAAAAAAUCAUAUGAACAGAGUUUUAUAAAUAUAAUUAUGCAGUUUAAGAAAGGAUAAUUAAAAAAAGCUUAAGAAUUUAUUAUUGACUUUCCUCAAAUUUUGAAUUAUCAUCUCUUGUUAUACUGUACACAAGAUUUAAAAAAUGGAAAAACACCACUAUAAAAAUGAAAAAUCAUAUGAACAGAGUUAUAAGUAUAACUUGUAGUUUAAGAUUUUUUUUUUGUGUUUAGGUUUACGCGAAACAUUUCAGUGAGAUCCAAAACACUUCAAUGGACAGUAAGAUAUGAUUUAUGUAUACAUAAUAUAUAAAUCAUAAACGGCGGCUUUAUGGUCUCCAAGUCACGUUCCGAAUUGGUUCACAUUAUUCUUUCAUAGCAUUGUUUAAUUUAUCAAUAACAGUAUUAAUAAAAUCUCAGAAUAUUAUACUCCAUAAAAUAAAUAAUAUAUGAUCGAGGCCACGACAAUUGUGUCUCUCUCAUCCCACAUUCUCGUGUAUAUAUACAUAUGCUUGGCUUUUCCUUCUCUUUCACUUUAAUUUUCUACUCAUAUCCAUCAUUCCCUCUAGUCUCAAGAAAAAAAUCUCCAUCUCCUACAUACAACACUCACUUGGAUCUAAUAAUCUUCAAGGAGCUUCUCAGAUUUAGCUCUUAUGGAUCAUUUGUUACAACACCAGGAUGUCUUCAGCAAUUACAACAAAGCACGAGAUGCCAUGGGAGUAUCAAGUUCACCAAACCCAACCGAAGUAGAUCACAAUCAGAAAAAACCAUCUCCCGCGACUGGGGCGGCGAAGCCACAGCCACCCGAUCUAGCCCUGAGAUGUCCACGUUGCGACUCAACGAACACAAAGUUUUGCUACUACAACAACUACAGCCUCUCUCAGCCUCGCUACUUCUGCAAAUCAUGCCGGAGAUAUUGGACCAAAGGUGGGACACUAAGAAACAUUCCCGUCGGAGGCGGCUGUCGAAAAAACAAACGGUCCACAUCUUCGGCGACAAGAAGCCUCAGAACCACUCCAGAACCAGCGUUCUCGGCGGCGAGUUUCGGUGGGUUUGGUAACAAUGAACACACUGAUCUCAGCUUAGCAUUUGCCCUGCUGAACAAGCAACCUCAGGGGAGUUCUUCGCAUCUAGGGUUUCCUUCAGCAUUCGGUAACUCUAGCUCUCAUCAGUCUGACAUGGAGAGUGUGUUUGGAACAAGCCAGAAAAAUGAGAACGCUGGUUAUGCGUUUGGAAACGGGAGCAGCGGUUUGGAUAUGGCCAUGAGUGAUCCAAACAAGGUCUUAUGGGGGUUUCCAUGGCAGAUGAAUGGAGAGGGCUUUGGGAUGAUGAGCAUGGGAGGAGGAGGAGGUGGUCACGUAGAUCAAGUUGAUUCAGGAAGAGAGCUUUGGACCAAUAUGAACUAUAUUAACUCUGGUGCUUUAAUGUAGUUCAGAUUAAAACCUUAAUUUUAUUUGGUGUUUAAUUUAGGGUUUGGAGUUAAUAUUUAAUGGGAAAAAAAGA